UGACAUCACGGGGCCUGAGGCGGCGGCGGCGCCCCCGGCCCAGCCCCGCAGCCCCCUCGGCAGAGGCGCCGCCGCGGUGCCCGGCGGAGGAUGGUGCGCGGCGCGCCGGGGGCUCCCCGCCGCCAGAGCCGCAGCGCCACAGCGGAGCCGGCCGCGGCGGGCAGUCGGCCCCCGCACCGGGCGCGAGGCGGGCGGCCGCGGUGAAGCGCGGAGGGCGGCGCGGGCACUGGGGCCGGGCCGGGGCUGCAGCCGCAGCGGCCAUGGGGGCCCUGACGAGCCGGCAGCACGCGGGCGUGGAGGAGGUGGACAUCCCGUCUAAUUCCGUGUACCGCUACCCGCCCAAGUCCGGAAGCUAUUUUGCCAGCCACUUCAUUAUGGGAGGAGAGAAGUUUGACUCAACUCAUCCUGAAGGUUACCUGUUUGGAGAGAACAGCGAUCUGAACUUUCUGGGGAACAGACCAGUUGCGUUUCCUUACGCCGCCCCACCUCCCCAAGAACCCGUGAAGACUCUGAGAAGCCUGGUCAAUAUCCGAAAGGACACACUGAGGCUUGUCAAAUGUGCUGAGGAAGUGAAGAGCCCUGGAGAAGAGGCCAGUAAAGCUAAAGUCCACUACAAUGUUGAGUUCACCUUUGACACAGAUGCUCGGGUAGCCAUCACCAUCUAUUACCAGGCCACGGAAGAGUUCCAGAAUGGUAUCGCCGGCUACAUUCCCAAAGACAACAGCCUCCAGUCGGAGACUGUGCACUACAAGCGAGGAGUGUGUCAGCAGUUCUGCCUGCCCUCCCACACCGUGGAUCCCUCCGAGUGGGCCGAAGAGGAGCUUGGCUUUGAUCUAGAUCGAGAAGUUUACCCUCUAGUGGUACAUGCUGUGGUGGAUGAAGGAGAUGAGUAUUUUGGCCAUUGCCAUGUCCUGCUGGGUACUUUUGAGAAGCACACAGAUGGAACUUUCUGUGUCAAGCCCCUCAAACAGAAACAAGUAGUAGACGGGGUCAGCUACCUCCUUCAGGAGAUCUAUGGAAUUGAAAACAAGUACAACACACAAGAUUCUAAGGUGGGUGAAGACGAAGUGAGUGAUAACAGUGCCGAGUGUGUGGUGUGUCUCUCAGAUGUCCGGGACACCUUGAUUCUGCCCUGUCGCCACCUCUGCCUCUGUAACACCUGUGCAGACACCCUGCGCUACCAGGCCAACAACUGCCCCAUCUGCCGACUGCCCUUCCGGGCACUGCUUCAGAUCCGAGCCAUGAGGAAAAAAUUGGGCCCCUUGUCCCCAACCAGCUUUAACCCCAUCAUCUCAUCCCAGACAUCUGACUCUGAAGAGCAUUCAUCCUCAGAGAAUAUUCCACCAGGCUAUGAAGUAGUAUCUCUUCUGGAGGCCCUCAACGGGCCCCUCACCCCGUCCCCAGCAGUUCCUCCACUUCACGUGCUUGGAGAUGGCCACCUCUCAGGAAUGCUCCCUUCGUAUGGCAGUGAUGGCCACCUGCCCCCCGUCAGGACGAUCUCGCCUCUUGACCGCCUGUCUGACUGCAGUAGCCAGGGACUCAAACUCAAAAAGAGUCUCUCCAAAUCCAUUUCCCAGAACUCUUCCGUGCUGCAUGAAGAGGAAGACGAGCGCUCCUGCAGCGAGUCGGAGACACAGCUCUCUCAGAGACCGUCCGGUCAGCAUCUUGGAGAGGAAUGUGGUAUGACUCCAGAAAGUGAGAAUCUCACCUUGUCGUCAUCUGGAGCUAUUGACCAGUCAUCUUGCACAGGGACGCCUCUGUCAUCCACUAUUUCCUCCCCAGAAGGCCCUGCCAGCAGCAGCCUGGCCCAGUCUGUCAUGUCCAUGGCAUCCUCCCAGAUCAGCACCGACACCGUCUCCUCCAUGUCUGGCUCCUACAUCGCCCCUGGCACUGAGGAGGAGGGAGAGGCUCUCUCUUCCCCCCAGCCUGCCAGCAGGGCCCCCUCAGAAGAAGGAGAGGGGCUGCCCGCGGAGUCUCCAGACAGCAACUUUGCUGGCCUCCCAGCUGGAGAGCAGGAUGCAGAGGGAAAUGAUGUUAUAGAGGAAGAGGAUGGGUCACCCACGCAGGAAGAUGGCCAGAGGACAUGCGCAUUUCUAGGUAUGGAGUGUGACAAUAACAAUGACUUUGGCAUCGCAAGCGUGAAAGCACUGGACAAUAAGCUGUGCUCUGAGGUCUGCUUACCUGGUGCCUGGCAGGCUGAUGACAAUGCUGUCAGUCGGAAUGCCCAGCGCCGGCGCUUGUCAUCCAGCAGCCUGGAGGACUCUGAGACAAGGCCCUGUGUGUGGGGCCCUUUGGCUGUCUGAGCCCCAGCCUCUGCACUUGGGCUCCCCUCCUGCCCUGCAUUCCAUCCAUCCUCACUCAGCUGCUGCCUACUGGGCAUCCUCAGCAAGAUGCUGGAGACUUUUCACCCUCCUGUGACAGCUGUUACAACCUGUAACCACAAUCCCUCACCUCUCAGAGGGAACUGGAGCCCUCCUUUCUCCCUGUGACCUAAAGCCACUCAAUGAACUGCAGCUCAUGAGACCCUUUGCAGGGACUCUGGAAUGUCCCCACAGUACCUUGAUGCUCAGGUGGAGCCUGGGGCCCAUGGGCUAAUUUCUUACACAUCUUUUUUUUCUUUAGGGGGUAGAACAAGAAGGCUUAGAGUUUUGGCAGCUUUGUUACAAACAUCCCUCUGGCAUUUGCUGGUCUCUGGCACAUCAUAACCAAUUGGAAACCUGCAGUUUGGGGUAGGGUUGGAGGACCGCUGCUGUGAUAAGGGAGAGCCAUACUGCACGGAUGUGGCGUUUCCCUCCACAAGCACUAGGAGCACCUUUCUC
Molecule: messenger RNA, 2819 nt
Organism: Nomascus leucogenys (northern white-cheeked gibbon)
Lineage: Eukaryota; Metazoa; Chordata; Mammalia; Primates; Hylobatidae
Gene: RNF157
Product: ring finger protein 157
Biological process (GO): protein ubiquitination
Cellular component (GO): cytoplasm
Molecular function (GO): ubiquitin protein ligase activity
Source: RefSeq, a predicted model, not a curated record